AGAAAUGAAUGGUUUAGAAGAUUAAUGGAGGUGAAAUCAGAGGAUCCCAAAAAAGCGCUCAGAGAACGCAUAUGGGAGGUGAUGGAGAGAGAGCAGCUUGUUCCAUACCCACUCCCCCUCACAGGCCGUAUCCCCAACUUCUACAACAGUAAAAGUGCAGCCUACAAACUGUGUUCCACAGGAGAGUUCCGCUCUGCAACUACCAUCAAGAUACACCCCAGCCUCAAUGCUGAACCACUGCGGCACCUCGCUCUAAAGUUCGGUAAAAAGGUCCUGACCCCACCGUUACCCGGGCACGAUUUCCUCUACUACCUACUUGAUCCAGCGUGUAUUGAACCUGCCUUCCACAAGUUUGCUGCCAGUAAGAGAGGGUUCAACAAGUUAGGUAUUCGCUGUAAACUCUCGGAAAUACCUCCAGUAGAUCUGGUGGUGGUAGCAAGUGUUGCCUGUACUCUGCAGGGUGCUAGAGUUGGUAAAGGUAAGGGCUACGGAGAGGUGGAGUAUGGGAUACUCAGGGAAAUGGGUGUGGUGGACGACAAUGUGACAAUUGCUACUGUUGUUCAUGAUGCACAGGUUGUGGAAGGUAGUUGUUUGCCCCUGGAGUCUCUGUCGUGUCAUGAUGUCCCCGUUGAUAUUAUCUGUACUCCAACUAAAGUGAUCAGAACUAUGACUAGUGUUCCAAAGCCGGGAGGGAUAUUUUGGGAACUUAUUUCCGAGGUGAUGAUGGAUGAUAUCGGGGCGUUAAAAGAAUUGAAGUCGUUGAAACAGAUCUGAGUAGGAUGAAAAACUGAGCAGUCUUUAGUUAGUUUCGCUCAGAAACUUAGCAGUCUUUAGUUAGUUUCGCUCAGAAAGAAAUAAAAUCACUUUUUGUAGCACUGUUAGUACCUUAUCAUCA
Bolinopsis microptera is the source of this 895-nucleotide messenger RNA. RefSeq lists its product as uncharacterized. The transcript has a single exon. The coding region runs from base 25 to 774 and encodes 249 amino acids. The record is from RefSeq and is a predicted model, not a curated record. Gene Ontology annotation, cellular component: cytoplasm. NCBI's taxonomy places the organism in Eukaryota, Metazoa, Ctenophora, Tentaculata, Lobata, Bolinopsidae.